Messenger RNA from Prosopis cineraria, 1537 nucleotides. RefSeq names its product adenylate isopentenyltransferase 3, chloroplastic-like. Gene Ontology annotation, molecular function: tRNA dimethylallyltransferase activity. The record is from RefSeq and is a predicted model, not a curated record. Gene Ontology annotation, biological process: cytokinin biosynthetic process; tRNA modification. Bases 359 to 1387 code for a protein of 342 amino acids. Gene Ontology annotation, cellular component: mitochondrion. The transcript has a single exon. Lineage: Eukaryota; Viridiplantae; Streptophyta; Magnoliopsida; Fabales; Fabaceae.
AAUGAUAUAGUGCAAGGUAAAAAAAAAAUGGAGGGGAAGAAAAGACAAAUAUUUCAGAAUAUAUUGCACAACACCACCACUUGCUUCUUUUCUACUUUACACACUGGAGCAGAUAGGCAGAUCCGAUAUCAGAACUGAUUAUUCUGACCUCUUUCGCCCUCCCUACUGCUAUAAAUACUCUGCCCAUUAGCCUCUUCUCAUUCUCAAAUUGAAUACUACCUGACUUCUUCGUGUGAGCUUUCAGGAUAUGCAUGUCUGAUCUCAUUCUUAUAGUAUUGCAUUAGAUCCUUACUGGUCUUUCUCGUCGGGUUUUUCUCACGCUUUAGAGUCCAACUCUAUCAAAGAUAGGUUGAUCACCAUGAACAUCCCCAGGGUAAUGAGCAGAAAUGUAACACAACCCCAGAUCAAUAGUCCUUCCAGCGGUCGAAAAUUGAAUCCGAUCAAGCUUCCACGGCAGAAAGAGAAGGUAGUGGUGGUCAUGGGAGCCACCGGCACCGGAAAGUCCAGGCUCUCCAUCGACCUCGCCACCGUUUUUCAUGCACAGAUCAUCAACUCCGACAAAAUGCAAGUCUACGAAGGCCUCGACAUAGUCACCAACAAAAUCACCAAGGAAGACCGGCGAGGGGUGCCUCACCAUUUGUUAGGAACAGAGAGCCCCUACUCAGAGUUUACAGCCUCCCAUUUCCGUGACGCGGCUUUACUUGCCAUCGAGUCAAUUACGUCUUGCGGACAGCUUCCGAUCAUCGUAGGAGGAUCCAACUCGUAUAUUGAGGCACUAAUCGACGACUAUGACUACAAAUUCCGAUCUAGGUAUGAUUUCUGUUGUCUCUCUGUAGAUGUGUCAAUGCCCGUACUCGAUCAAUAUGUGGCCAAACGGGUUGAUCAGAUGUUGGAGAAUGGAAUGGUGGAUGAGCUGAGACCACUUUUCAAUCCAAAGGGCGACUACUCGCGAGGGAUUAGAAAAGCUAUUGGAGUUCCUGAGUUCGAUCAGUAUUUUCGAAAGGAAUCGUUUAUCAUGGAUGAAGGAAUCAAGCAAAGGUUAGUGGAGGAAGCGGUGAAUGAAAUGAAGAAGAACACGUACAAAUUGGCACGUAAACAAUUGGGGAAGAUUCACAGGCUGCACAACGUGAAGAGAUGGAAAAUUCAACGGCUAAACGCGACAACCGUGUUCUGCAAGCAUGGGGAAGAAGCAGAGGAGGCGUGGAAGAAAAAGGUGGCAGAGCCGAGUGCGAGGAUGGUCGCCAGGUUUCUUUUCGAUUUUCCCUCUGCGAACGUUGGCGCUGGCCUUAGACUAUGCUCACCAUCGGCCCUGAGAAGCGCCAUGGCGACGGCAACGUGCGACGGCUACGUGCUGACUGCUGGAUACCCACGUCUCUCCAUCUUCUGAGUUUAUCCUAUCUGCUGCGGUUACGAUUUACAAUUCACCCACCCAUGUUAAUAUUUAUUCUGUACUUUUUUGACUAGCGAUAAUAUUUAAUAUGUACAAUUGCCAAUGGAAACUUUUUCAUAAAUAAUUAUCAGCAAAAUUAAGCUGUAA